Lolium rigidum is the source of this 657-nucleotide messenger RNA. RefSeq lists its product as uncharacterized. The record is from RefSeq and is a predicted model, not a curated record. The transcript has a single exon. Lineage: Eukaryota; Viridiplantae; Streptophyta; Magnoliopsida; Poales; Poaceae. Gene Ontology annotation, biological process: response to auxin. Bases 1 to 582 code for a protein of 193 amino acids.
AUGCAUGCAUUAGCUCCCGUCUCUCCUCACCAUAACCUGGCCGGCCGGCAUCUACCUUGGUCAACCUCCGGGCUGAAUAGGAGCGGCGGCGGCAUGGCGGCGAGCAAGGGCGCGAGCAGGAAGAGCCUGGUGUCGAGGACGCUGGAGCGGUGCAGGUCCGGGCUGGGCGGCGGCGGCAAGGUGUCGGCGGGGACGGCGCCGGGGUGCUUCUCGGUGUACGUGGGGCCGGAGCGGGAGCGGUUCGUGGUGCGCGCCGACCGCGCCAACCACCCGCUCUUCCGCCGCCUCCUCGACGACGCCGAGCGCGAGUACGGCUAUGCGGCGCAGGGGCCCCUCGCGCUGCCCUGCUCCGUCGACGCCUUCCUCGACGUCCUCUGGCACAUGGACCACGACCACGACCACGACGGCGGUGAUAACGCGGUCGCGCCGUUGUCGUCGCCGAUUUGCGGCAUGCAGCGGGGCGGCAGCAAGAGCCGGUCGGCAGGGUACCGGGUGCUCAGCCCGGCCAAGUCGUCGCCGGCGUCCUUCUUCUUAUCGCCCAAGGCUUCGCCGAUCACCACGACGGGUGGCAAGAGAAGGUGAUACAGAUCGAUCGAUCAUCGAGCAGUACGUACGUAAUUUGCAUAUACUUAGUCGUCUCUCUCUCUCUCUCUGAUC